This is a messenger RNA of Nicotiana tabacum (common tobacco), 1129 nucleotides long. RefSeq lists its product as uncharacterized. NCBI's taxonomy places the organism in Eukaryota, Viridiplantae, Streptophyta, Magnoliopsida, Solanales, Solanaceae. The record is from RefSeq and is a predicted model, not a curated record.
UUAGAUUAGAAUCAGAAGAAGUUUUGCUUCGCCAAAUUAGCUCUUACCAGGUCUUCAAACAGAAGCUUCGCUCCGCGCAGGAAACCAAUAGCGCCAACAUCCCCGCCUUUCUCCAUCGUCGUCUCCGAUCAACGAGAGCCGCAAUUUUACGGCGAUGCGUCGUCGUUUAAAGUCUAGGAUUCCUCCUCUCCUUUUGCUCUUCUAUAGAUCAAUUCUUCUCAGCUUGCUUCCAGGAUUGAUUACAGCGGCGAUUGUUACUCUAGAUUCGAUCGAAAUAUAUAAUACUCAUGAAUUGUUAGGAUUGACACCAGAAGUUUAUUUUCAGUGUAAAGGUGAAAAUAGAACAAAUUUGCCUGAUGUGAAGAAGAAACAUGAGUUGUAUAGCUUCAAGGGCGAAGAGUCUUGGCAGCCUCUGACAGAACUCGAAGAAAAAAAGUGCAAACGAUGCGGGAUAUAUGAGAAAGACUCAUUUAUAAAGCCUGAUGAUGUAUUUGAUGAGUGGGAGUUCUGUGCCUCUGAUUUUACUAGUCCUGAUGGGAAGUAUAUUCGUUUCAAGGAGAAAGAGUUCAACGCCACAUUUUUGUGUCCAGACUGUGUCCCUCUUGAAGGUGCUUCAAAUCACUCUGCUGACUCGCAAACCAAGGGAAAGGGAAUGCACUGGGCACUAGUGCUGCUUAUCUGUGUGGUGGUGUCGAUUUUUGUAGUUCUUGGAGCAGUGACUGCCUACAAAUAUUGGCAAAAGAGAAAAAAGCAACAAGAGCAAGCUCGAUUCUUGAAGCUGUUUGAGGAUGGCGAUGACAUAGAGGAUGAAUUGGGCAUUGGACCACUUAAUCAUGUCAUUUAGGGAGGAAAAAAAAGCUCAUCCCCUUCUCAUGGUAUACAUUAAAACACUUGUACAUGCCUUUUGUUUUCAAUUUUUUUCUGGGAAGUAACGAUUGCGACAGUUGUAUAGUGUAACUUAACAGAGAGAGAGGGAGAGAUUUGUGUAAAGUCAUCGUACUGCAAGAGAAAUGUUGAACCCCAAAUUGGUCCUUGAUCCUGAAAAAGAAAGAUAUUUUGCUUCAAGAUGUUGGACAGCCAAGUGUCGUUUAAAGUGAGAAAUGAAAUAGUGUAAUUGCCUUGGUCUUAA